CUACAAGGAAGUGAAUCACAAAAGAAUAGAAAACGGCAGCUUGUUAACUAAGUUUCUUAAUUUCUUGUCUUACCACUUGAAAAUGUUUUCCGCCUCGUCCGUAGGUUGUUUCACAUUAGCUGUCUAGUCGGCGACAAACAGAGCAGGUUUCUGCUAGACUCAUUCUCAUGGCUCUCCUUUGGGGCUCCAACAACUCGAAUCUGUGAUUAGGCUGUUUUUAUGAACAACCAACUGCUCUCCCAUUUAGAUGGAAGAGUAUACACCCGUGGUAGUAUUUCAGUAUUUGUUCAUUCCUUUCCUUUUGGAUGUACCAGUCCAUAGUACUCGGCUAAUUUCAUUGGUGGCCCGGAUCCCGUUACCCAACGCUAGGCUAUUGAUAUAGCCGGAAGGAUACGGGUGUGUAAGCCAACACACAAUUUACCCGAUAGAUAAAUGAGCCAAUGUAUACACAACAUUAGAGCGCUUCUCGUUCGUCAACACUGCAAUACAACGGCAAUUGCUAGUUACAGAGAAGAAAAAUGACAACCACAACUCCACAACGCUACCACAUCUUCGGCCAGGGAAUAUCCCAGAGUCUCUCACCUACAAUCCACAAUGCCGCCUUCGAGCACUAUGGCCUCCCACACCGGUACGACAUACAAGAAUGCGACACUCUUCAAGACGUCAAGUCCUUAAUCGAUGACCCAGCCUUCGGUGGCUCUAGCGUGACAAUGCCUCACAAACUCAGCGCCGGGGAGUUUUGUGCCCAGGUCGCUGACUCUGCGACUCGGCUAGGAGCAAUUAACACUCUCAUUGCUCGAUCAAUUGAUGCUGGAGAUGGGACAGCGAAAUGUGAGAUUCAUGGUGAUAACACGGAUUGGUCCGGUCUUUAUUCCCUGGUCAAGGAGUAUGCUUCUGGGGAGAGCAAGCAAGUUGGGCUUGUGAUCGGGGCUGGAGGCGCAGCUAGAGCCGGUGUUUAUGCGAUGGCUCAAGCUGAGGUUGAGCGGGUUUAUGUUGCUAAUCGGACGUUGGCGAAGGCGGAACAAAUUGCGCGGGAUUUUGAGGAUUUGUGCCGGGUUAUACCGGUUCAGUUUCCAUCGAGGUUGCCGGAGGAUCCGGAUGUUAUUAUUGGGACUGUUCCCGGGGAUGCUAUGUCGCAGGAGGCAUUCCAGGGUUUGUUUGGGAAUGAGAAGGGUCUCUGUAUUGAGAUGGCGUAUAAGCCGCGGGUGACGAAUUUGCUGGCUGUGGCGAGGGAGAACCCCGGAUGGACUACGGCGAAUGGGGUAGAGGUACUUCUUCGACAGGGCUUUGAGCAGUUUCGGUUGUGGACGGGAUUGGAUGCACCGGAGGCCGUUAUGAGGAAGGCUAUUGAGGUUGCUACAGGAAAAGGACAUCGUCAUUGUAACUUAAAACGCGAAUAGCUUUGCAUAGGGUAAAGAGAACAUCACUAUAUGUGUGGUGAUAAGAACUUUGAUAUGAUAUAGAAGAAUGAUGUUGACUUA
This is a messenger RNA of Aspergillus caelatus, 1481 nucleotides long. RefSeq names its product shikimate dehydrogenase family protein. Lineage: Eukaryota; Fungi; Ascomycota; Eurotiomycetes; Eurotiales; Aspergillaceae. Gene Ontology annotation, biological process: shikimate metabolic process; chorismate biosynthetic process. Bases 519 to 1400 code for a protein of 293 amino acids. The record is from RefSeq and is a predicted model, not a curated record. The transcript has 2 exons. Gene Ontology annotation, molecular function: shikimate 3-dehydrogenase (NADP+) activity.